Laccaria bicolor S238N-H82 is the source of this 366-nucleotide messenger RNA. RefSeq lists its product as uncharacterized. The transcript has 4 exons. Bases 1 to 366 code for a protein of 121 amino acids. The record is from RefSeq and is a predicted model, not a curated record. NCBI's taxonomy places the organism in Eukaryota, Fungi, Basidiomycota, Agaricomycetes, Agaricales, Hydnangiaceae.
AUGGCAACUGAAGAUGGCAACCAAUACAAUGAGAUGGUAGUCAACAAAGGGGAGGGUGGUCAAGUCAGCAUCAAGGGGGUCUUAGGAUUCCAAAGUCUGACCGGGGGUUGGGUAGCAUUCACGGUUGAGUGCGACACGGAGACCGAGGGAGUGGGAGGUGAAAAUGGGGAGAUGCUGCCAGUGGUGGCAGACAUGGAAAGUAUCAUCACUGACGAUGUGGGGUUGGGGAAUGACAGUCACACUGUUCCUGGGCCGCCGUUGGCAACAAUUUCAAGUGCCUGCAAUGUUGUGUUUCGUUGGAAAUUGUUCCAUGAAACUGGGUUUGCAAGGCCUGUGAGGCAUCUGGGACAAGUAGAGGGCAAGUAG